Messenger RNA from Amaranthus tricolor (Joseph's coat), 632 nucleotides. RefSeq lists its product as uncharacterized. NCBI's taxonomy places the organism in Eukaryota, Viridiplantae, Streptophyta, Magnoliopsida, Caryophyllales, Amaranthaceae. The transcript is spliced from 2 exons. The coding region runs from base 43 to 510 and encodes 155 amino acids. The record is from RefSeq and is a predicted model, not a curated record.
UUUUAAGCAAAAUAUAUAUAUUAAUACUAAAAUUACAACAUAAUGAUGAAGGUGGUGGUGUUGAUGGUGGUGGUGGUGGUGGAAAUGGUUAGUUUGGCCACCGCCCAAACGACGUCGCCACCGCCUACAUUGAUGCCAACACAAAUGCCAACAUUACAAACACCAGCAUGUAUUAGCACUAAAUUAGGAGAUUGCGCCAAAAAUAUUAAUUAUACGAAACUAUUUGAGUCUGUUAUGAGCAACCCUAAUGACAUUCAGUAUCCAUGCUGUCCUGAGUGGGAUGAAGAAAUUAAAGAUAACAGACAAUGUGUUUGUAACGCUUUGGGUUCUUAUUUGAGUUCAAUGGCUGAAUUUUUCAAAGUAUGUAAGAUCGACGUUUCUCCUGACACUAUGUGCAAAGAUGUUGGUAAGAGCAUAAAAGCAGAUGGAAAUGGUGCUAUCAAUAUUUCAAAUUCACUUGGAUUACUUCCAAUUAUGCUCUUGAUUUUCACAAUUAUUCUCAAAUUUUGAUAGAAAAUGUAUUAAACGUGGUCUGAUUUUUAAUGUUUGUCGUCUGUCGAUGCUAAUUUUUCAUUAAAUUUGGCGUGCCAUGCUGUGAUUCGGAGUUUAAAAUAAUGAAAGUUUUUUUGUUA